GUGAAGACAGUCUCAGUAAUCAUAGGACUGGGAGACUGAGAAAACUGGGAGAAGUGCCUGUAGACCGGAGGAAAGUCAAUGUUUUUUCUGUUUUCAAAAGGGCAGGAAGAAAUUAUCAGGGAACUACAGCCUGACCAGCUUUACCUUGAUCCCCCCAGAGGGAUGGAAGGUGAUAGACCAGCUAAUCCUGGAAACUCUUCUAAGACACAUUAAAGAAAAUGAUCAGGAGUAGUCAGCAUGGAUUUACCAAGGGGAAGCCAUUCUUGACCAACCUGAUAAUUUUCUACAAUGAAAGGACUGGCUUGUGUCGUGGUGUUUUAGUUGCAUGUUCAGCACGUUGAGCUUGAAGAAGAAAGAACAGUUCUUCAAGUCAAACAAAAGGCUCGAGUUUCUGUCUUGCUGUUGACUGGUAGUGGAUGUUAGAGUAUGAUGUUGAGAUUCAAAGGCUGCAGAAAGAUUUUUUGCGAAGAAAUGGCCUCCAGCAUUGGAAAUGAAAAGAGUGUGAAUCCUGUGCUCAGAAUAAGUCAACUUGAUGCUCUUGAACUAAACAAAGCACUGGAACAACUAGUGUGGUCCCAGUUUACCAGCUGUUUUCAUGGAUUUAAACCAGGGGUGUUGGCUCAUUUUGAACCAGAAGUAAAAGCAUUUUUAUGUCUUAUAUUAUGGAAAUUCACUAUCUAUUCCAAGAAUGCAACUGUGGGACAGGCUAUUCUCAAUAUUCAGUACAAGAAUAACUUAGCUCAGACAGAGAAAUACCAACCUCUGAGCAAACACCAGAAGUUGUGGUAUCUUAUUUUCACUGUUGGUGGAAGAUGGUUGGAAGAAAGAUGUUAUGAUUUAUUUAGCAAUCGUCAACAGCAGUCUUUCGGCAGAAUUAAGAGCUGUAUUAGUUUUGGCUCUGGACUUAUUAAGCUUUGUGGACUUUUAAAUUUUCUGAUUUUUCUUCAGAAAGGAACAUUCGCAACACUUACAGAACGUAUUCUAGGAAUUAGGUCAGUUUUUUGCAAGCCACAAAGUGUUCGUCAGGUAGGAUUUGAAUACAUGAACAGGGAGCUCUUAUGGCAUGGCUUUGCUGAGUUUUUGAUAUAUCUGCUACCACUCGUUAAUGUACAGAAACUGAAACUUAAAAUUUCUUCUUGGUGCUUGCCUAUCACAGGUCUUUCCAAUAGUGAAAACACAUUAGCGGCUCACUGCAGGGAAUGUUCACUAUGUGGGGAAUGGCCUACCAUGCCACAUACCAUAGGCUGUCCACAUGUCUUUUGUUACUACUGUAUUAAAAGUAAUUUUUUAUUUGAUAUGUAUUUUACAUGUCCUAAAUGUGGCUCUGAGGUACACAGUCUUCAGCCACUGAAGUAUAAAAUUGAAAUGGCAGAAUUGCACAUCUGAUAUGAGGUUGAUUUAGUUUUAUGCUGUACAUGAUAUGUAUUGAAGAGAUUAAUGGAAGAAUUCAGAAAUUGUUGAAAGCAGACUGCUUAAAGAUGGUUUUGGAGACUCUGUAAUUUAUUGCAACAUGUAUUUUUACUGGUCUGAGGUUUUUAUUGAGUAACAGUGCUGUAAUGCCUUACCCUGCUUGCCAGGUAUGGGGAAGGUAGUUGGAUUUACUCUGGGUGGUGCAUGGGAGAAACAACAACAAUCUCAGGAGGUUCAAUAAGAACUUUUACUUGCAAAGUUUAGAAUAUUGCAAUUGAAUAAUGCACUUGGCAAACUCCGACUUAGCAAUCUCUAACAUAUCCAGACCCAGUGCCAUUACCAGCUUAGCUAGUAGAUGGAUUUAUUUGGAAUGUUGUUCUUUUUGUGCCUAAAGAAUAAUUUUAAAUUUGAAUUCUUUUAGUGUAACACUAAAAGAAACAAAGGUGUAAAGAAGGUGUAAACAAAACAGUGUACCUUCUAGACCUUCAUGAGAUGACAGCUAAUUUGCCCAGGUAACCAUGUCUCUGAUUUUCAAUUAUGUAUUUAUUGCCUACCACCUCUUCCCUCAGAAGCUGAGGGAUGAAACCCAUCAUACAUUGGCAUGUGGCAGCUGUUCAGGGUAAUCUACGUUCUUCUGAGUCAGAGACACUGAAGAGAACUGUUUACUCACAAGAUGCUGUCUGUAGGAGUUACCACUCAAGUUUUUUGGUGUGGUUAAACUGAGUGCCAAAUCUUUAGAGUUCACUUCCACACAGAAAAAAAUCAAACACAGUUAUGUGCAGUUUAAUAUAUUAAAAUAGGUAAUUUCCUGUGUUUUGCUUUCACUGUUUGCUUUCUUAGUUGGUUUUGCAAUGUUUUAAUUGUUCUAACACUUUGUCCGUUUACUUUCCAACCUGGUUUUAUAAGAUUAUUUUCUUGUUAAUUGCAAUCUUUUUUUGGCAGAAAGUCUUACCCAGAAGAGUCUCAUUAACAGAAAAAUCCAUUACAUCCUCUUUUGAAUCUUAAAUUGUCAAAAACAUAUACAGUUAAAUUGAAUAAAUAGCUUUAUGGUGGCUCUGUUCUUGAUUGGCAAUCAUCAAUAGUCAGUCCCAAAAAUAGCAGGCUAACAGCUGAUUGAAUAUCUUUGAUCUAGUUUUAUGAAAUGGUUUAUUACAUUCUUCAUUCCACAUUCUGAUUAGAACAAGCCACUAGCCUGUUUGUUUGAAGAUCUUAAAUUCUAUGUUUUGAUCUUUAGAGUGACACACAGUGCUUUCAUCUGAUGUAAUUAGAUAUAGGUAGCAGGUGGGCAGCCCAAAACUUCAUUAAUUCUGCUACUGUUCUGUGAGUCAACAGGGACUUCAGAGCACAUGCUUCCAGAUACUUUGCUGCAAUAUUAUUUGCUGUCAAAUGUGUAUGUUAGCAGCCUGCCAUAUUUCUAUUAUUUGCUGUUGCAAUUAGAACCAGCAGGUGUAAACCUGUUUUUAUUAGAGUAUGAAAACUGACAAGUCAUUUGGAGAGCAUCCUGAAGUUCCGUCAUGAUCCUGAAGGAAUUUUGUAUGAAUUGUCCAUCCAUGAUACUUAAUAGCUUUUCCCAAAGAAACGUAUUUGCAACCCUGACAUCAAGGUGAUCUAAUGUCUUCAGAAACAUUGUUAGCAUUUUUGGUACUUUGGUCUUUAACUAUACUUACUAAUUAAGACUUGUAUGCAUCCAAAAUCAAGUGUUUGUAGCUUACAAUCGUAGCAGACCUUUGUUUGCUGUGGGCUCUUCAUUUAUUCUGAAGUCUCAGAGCAAUAUUUUACCAAAAGAGCAUGGAUUCGCUCUGUUGGCUUCUGCUAGGUGUCAUGUCCUUCUUACGUUGGAGUUAGCUUCUUUCCUAUUUAGAAAUGUUUCAUUUUCUGAAUAUGAAAGAAUGCUAUCUUCCUUUUUCAUUCCACCUGCUUCUGUCCUGCUGUUUGAUGUGCGUAAGCUGUAUGAAUAUCCUGGGGUUUGUUUUGUCUCUUGCAGCUUCAUUCAGGUGUAAAGUUUGUACUCUGUUUUUCAUCCCUGCUACACUAUAAAUACAAAACCUGUUUCAAGCAGUUUAGUACUUGAACAGCUGUUUUCUGCUGGCUCUACUAUAUUGCACUUUACUGUUUUGUUUUUUUUCUGGAAUUAGACUUUUAAUACUUAACCUAUGCUGACUUAUUGCAUAAGUCACUUAAGCAAAGUGUUGUUUUACUUCUGUAGCGUGUUCUUGUCACUGUGUUUGGUUUGUAGCCCAUAACAUUAACAAAGUUGUGGCAUAAACAGGUUUUGUUAUCCUAAGACCCUAGAUAUUAAGGUGGGGGUUUAGGUCUUUUCCAUGCACAUAAGCAGGUACCAAGCAACUCACAGAAGUGGGUGGUUUGGGAAAAGAAUGGUUGUUUAUGUCAGAUACAGAUUUUUUUUGUCUCCCAUAUGGUAAAACCUUUGCUCAGUAGUAGUUGCAGCUGAGAUUAAUGAGACCAGGGUUCCAGCUUGAAUAUUGAAAAUCUGCUCGCUACCAGCUUAUCUUUUUAGUACUUCAAAAUCAAUAUUCAGCAUUUUCCUGAAGCACUUUAAAAUUAAAUAUGUACUUUUUUAAUAUUUAAUUCUGUUUUGUUGUGUCUUGUGAUCUAUAAGCUGCAGAAGCUGCAGUCUUAGUUGAAGAUAUUACAGGAAAAUACUGAUAAUUUUUAGAUUAAUCAAAGAAUAAUUAGUUGUACAUAUUAAUUAACUUGAUAAUUUGUCCUCAUAAGCAUUAUAUUUUUCAGGUUUAAACUCUGCUUUAACAAAGGACUGCUACAUCUGGUCCUACUUCCUGCAGUAGAGGGAAUACAAUUGUUUUGGAAUGUUAAUCUUUAAAAAAAAAAGGGGUUACUACUCAGCUACCAUUAGAAUAUAAUUGUGAGUAGUCAUAUGUGCAUCAGUAAAAAGGAUAAAUGCUUAGAAUUUAAGGGAGCUAAAGGACCAGAGUUUCUGUUCAGUCUUCGAUAAGAGUUACAGCCUUCUGUUACCAGUUUUUCUUAGUGUUCUGUUGGCUUUGUGUGCUUCAUGAACAUUUCAUUAUCAAAAAUCAAAAAAUGAAGGUGUAAACUAAUUACAUUAGACUAAUUACAUUCAUAAACAUACUAGAAAACUUUUCAUUUCUUCAUUUGAAUGAGAAUUACGAGUUGCCACAAGGCGUGAUUCAGGACGCAUUCAGAUUAAAGGAGUCAAAGAAUGCUGAUUUUUACUUCCACAUACCAUCACCAUUCCAUCUACUCUGUAUGUUUUAAGGGAAGUCUUAUAUAAAUAAUUUUAUAGAAGACUUACAAGCAGAAGUUUCUGUAAAAGAAAAGAGAUGAAAAGUAUUUUAUUUCUGCCUUACCUGGAAAUAGUUACUUUUUCUUAAGUGUGAGAUAUGAUGGACAAAGAUGAUCUCAGCAUUAGUAAAGAGACAAUGUGAAGAAAGAUGAAAGAUAAUGUAUUUGCUAAAUUUAUUAUAAUGUUGUUACUUGAGAAUAUUAAUGAAAUUGUUAUCUGGGAUGUGUCAUUCUUAUGAAAACCAAGUUGGCAAAUAAAUGAUACUUUUCUUAACAGGA
This is a messenger RNA of Cyanistes caeruleus (blue tit), 4971 nucleotides long. NCBI's taxonomy places the organism in Eukaryota, Metazoa, Chordata, Aves, Passeriformes, Paridae. The record is from RefSeq and is a predicted model, not a curated record.